AUGCUUGAAAUCGAGCACCCUCUAACUAUAGUUGGGGAUAUUCAUGGCCAACUGGAUGCCUUGAUAAGAUAUUUCGAUGCUGUUGGAUACCCUCCAAAAGUACAAUUUCUAUUUCUCGGUGACUACGUGGAUCGUGGUGCGAAGGCUCUGGAAGUGUCACUUCUUCUCUUCUGCUAUAAAGUUCGUCAUCCUCAUAUGCUACAUUUGUUACGUGGAAAUCAUGAAUGUAUGAAGAUGAAUCGAUUGUAUGGAUUUCAUGAAGAAGUGACAAGAAAGAGAGGAUCAACUAUGUGGCGACGUUAUCAGAAUGUGUUCAACGAGCUCCCAUUGUGUGCUCGUGUUGGACAACGAAUCCUCUGUAUGCACGGCGGAAUCCCCCAAAACUACAAAUCUUGGGACUCAUUCCGAGAGCUCAAAAAACCAAAAACACCGAAAAAGUGUGACGAAGGUCUUCAAGUCGAUUUGAUGUGGGCAGAUCCAACACAGGACAAAUGUAAUGUGUUUGCAAUGAAUAUGCAAAGAGCGAUUUCGGUGAUAUUUGGAGAGAAAGCGUUGACCGAUUUCAUGAAGAAACUGGGAUUGUCUUUGAUUGUGAGAGCUCAUGAAGUGUCACAAGAAGGUUUCAAUUUCAUGUUCGAUCGGAAAAUUGUCACAGUAUUCUCGGCUCCAUACUAUUGUGGAAACGAUACGAAUUGUGGAGCAAUCAUGCACGUCUCUCCUUCCUAUGAAAUCUCGUUCACUGUUCUCCGUCCUCGCAUGAUUCUUACUCCAGAAAACACUGACGUUGUCAGACAGAUGGAGAAUAACUAUAAGACAUUAAUGGCAUUGAGCCCUGAUCCAAAUCGUGGGCGUCACCUUCAACCUGUUCAGCCGGCACAGCUUGCUCAGCUUGCGAAAACUGGGCUGAAACUCGUUGAACCACCAAAGAAAUGA
This is a messenger RNA of Caenorhabditis remanei, 933 nucleotides long. RefSeq lists its product as uncharacterized. Lineage: Eukaryota; Metazoa; Nematoda; Chromadorea; Rhabditida; Rhabditidae. The transcript is spliced from 5 exons. Gene Ontology annotation, cellular component: nucleus; cytoplasm. The record is from RefSeq and is a predicted model, not a curated record. Gene Ontology annotation, molecular function: protein serine/threonine phosphatase activity. Bases 1 to 933 code for a protein of 310 amino acids.